AUGCCAUCCAAGAAUCCACUACCCCCUAAAGAAAAUGCGUUCUUCAAACGCAUUCUGAAAUGCUAUGAACAGAAACAGUACAAGAAUGGGUUAAAGUUCGCCAAGCAAAUUUUGGCAAACCCAAAAUUUGCAGAACAUGGAGAAACACUGGCAAUGAAAGGCCUGACGUUGAACUGUUUAGGAAGGAAAGAGGAGGCCUAUGAGUUUGUGAAACGUGGCCUGCGUAAUGAUUUGACCAGCCAUGUGUGCUGGCAUGUUUACGGUUUGCUGCAGCGUUCAGAUCGCAAAUAUGAUGAAGCCAUCAAAUGCUACCGCAAUGCACUCAAAUGGGACAAGGACAACAUUCAGAUCUUAAGGGAUUUGUCUCUACUGCAGAUUCAGAUGAGGGACAUCGAAGGUUACAGGGAAACAAGGUAUCAGCUGUUGGCCUUAAGGCCUGGUCAGAGGGUGUCCUGGAUUGGCUAUGCAAUGGCAUACCAUUUACUGAAGGAUUAUGACAUGUGCUUGAAGAUCCUUGAGGAGUUUAGGAAAACCCAAACGCCUAAGGCAGCCUAUGACUAUGAGCACAGCGAGUUGUUGCUCUACCAGAACAUGGUGAUGCAGGAGGCCGGCAUGUAUGAGGAGGCCCUGGAGCAUUUGAGAACAUAUGACAGACAGAUUGUUGACAGACUUUAUGUACAGGAGACCACAGCUAAUUUGCACAUUUUGUUGGGUCAGCCUGAAAAAGCUGGUGAAAUUUACAAAGAUCUUAUCUGUAGAAAUCCAGAAAACUGGGCCUACUACCAAGGUUAUGAAAAAGCUAUGAAGUUGGACACACCGGAAGAUCGCAUGCAGCUGUAUACAGACAUCCUGGAGUUAUUUCCCCGGGCCUCAAUGCCAAAGCGUUUACCUCUCAAUUUUACAAAAGAUGAUGUGUUCAGGGAUUUGAUUGAUGAUUACCUGAAAAAGGCUCUGAGGAAAGGUAUCCCACCAUCCUUUGUGUCGGUGAAGUCCUUGUACACAGACCCUCACAAGGUACAAGUGAUUGAGAAUUUAGUACUGUCAUAUGUGGAAGAACUCAAAUCUACAGGAAAGUUUGAUUCUAAAGGGGAUGUUGAACCAGCAACAGCGUUACUGUGGGCCUAUUACUAUCUUGCUAAUCACUUUGACUUCCUGAAGAACACAGAAAAAGCUUUGACAUAUGUGAAUCUUGGCAUCGAGCAUACGCCACUCCUGAUUGAGCUCUAUGUCCUCAAGGCAAAAAUCUUUAAGCAUGCGGGUGAUAUUGAUGAAGCUGUGCGGCUGAUGGAUGAAGCCCAGUCUUUAGACACAGCUGACCGCUACAUCAACUCUAAGUGUGCCAAAUACAUGCUUCGUGCCAAUCUGAUCCAGGAAGCUGCUGAUAUGUGUUCCAAGUUUACUAGAGAAGGAAUCUCAGCAGUGGACAACUUAAACGAAAUGCAGUGCAUGUGGUUUCAGACAGAAUGUGCAUUUGCCUACAAGAGGUUGGGGAAAUGGGGUGAGGCACUGAAGAAAUGUCACGAAAUAGACAGGCACUUCACGGAGAUUGUGGAGGACCAGUUUGACUUCCACACAUACUGCAUGAGGAAGAUGACGCUGCGGUCUUAUGUAGGAUUAUUAAGACUAGAAGACUCGUUACGUAGCCACCCAUUCUACUCCAGAGUAGCACUGCUGGCUGUGGAGAUAUACUUACACUUGUACGAUCACCCACUGGCAGAUAGUGAUCACGAACAUGAUGCAAAUUCAGAAAACCUUACCCCUAGUGAGUUGAAAAAAAUGAAGAGGAAACAGAGGAAAGCCCAGAAGAAAGCUGAAUUAGAGAGGGAAAAACAAAAGGCAGAACAAGAAAAGCGUGAUCAGAACAAAACCAAAGCUGCAGAUGGGGAAAUGGAUGGUCCGAAAGAGGAAGAAUUGGUUCCUGAUAAAUUGGCUAGGGCUAAUGAUCCUUUAGAUCAUGCAAUCCAUUUCCUGAAGCCACUUCAGAUGCUGACACCAAAGUGCAUCAACACUCAUGUUAAAGCAUACGAAAUAUAUUCUCGUAAAGGGAAGUUGCUCUUGAUGCUUCAGUCCAUAAAAAGGGGUGUCCUAGCCGAUCGUGCCAACCCUCAGUUUCAUAUCUGCCUCAUCCACUUUCUUCAGUAUGUGCAAGAGCAGGGUGAGAUCAAAGGACCAGCUAAAACUGUGAUAACCCAGGAAAUGACAAAUAUCUACCAAGGGAAGACAGCCCUGGAACUCAAUGAGGAAUUCAUUGCUGCCAACAGCGAGUCUGUAGAACAUCGACUGGCAGGUGCACGCAUGAUGUACAAGCUAGAUAAAUCUCGGCAGGAAGAAGCGGCCAUCCUUGCCACCUGUCUAGAUUCUCAUUUACAUGGUAUAACCAUUCAGAACUGCAUACAGGUGCUGGAGUGUUUAUGUCGAGGAGACCUGGGCACAUGUGAGAAAGCGGCCACCGACUAUCAGUCUCAGUGUCACAGGCUUUUUCCCUACGCUGCAGCCUUUGUGACCCCCUCAGCAAACAGUGUUAGCGGCGACAUCCCAGCAGAACAAAUUUUAGUCAAUGGGUCAGUGUUCAGUGAAUCAUGA
Candidula unifasciata is the source of this 2583-nucleotide messenger RNA. The record is from the annotation of a GenBank genome assembly. Lineage: Eukaryota; Metazoa; Mollusca; Gastropoda; Stylommatophora; Geomitridae.